Erythranthe guttata (spotted monkey flower) is the source of this 1560-nucleotide messenger RNA. Its product is annotated as putative E3 ubiquitin-protein ligase ARI8. Gene Ontology annotation, molecular function: zinc ion binding; ubiquitin-protein transferase activity. The record is from RefSeq and is a predicted model, not a curated record. NCBI's taxonomy places the organism in Eukaryota, Viridiplantae, Streptophyta, Magnoliopsida, Lamiales, Phrymaceae. Gene Ontology annotation, biological process: protein ubiquitination.
AUGAAUCAGAAAAAUUACACAAUCCUCAAUGAAAAAAAAAUCAGACAACUCCAAAAGAAAGACAUCUCCAAAGUUUCCAAACAUCUCUCCAUUUCGAAAAGCUUAGCAUGCACCCUCUUGCGCGAAAACAACUGGAACGCAAACUCCGUUUUCGAAGAAUGGUUUUCCGACGAGGAAAAAGUUGGCGAGUCUGUCGGUUUAUUGCCGGAACAAGUAUCGCUAAACCCACCACCACCGGGCGACAACCUCCUCUGCAAGAUUUGCUUCGAAACAUUCAAGAUUGAAAACAUGUCGUCGGGGCCGUGCGGACAUCCCUUUUGCACUGAUUGCUGGAAGUCUUACGUUAGCGUCUCGAUCGACGACGGUCCGGGAUGCUUGGGAUUGCGUUGUCCCGAGCUUGAAUGCAAAGCCAAUCCAGGCCUGGAAUUAAUCGACUUGUUGGCUUCCAAAUACCAUAAAGACAGAUACUAUCGAUAUCUUCUCAGGUCCUACCUCGAGGGAAGUCGAAAGCGGAAGUGGUGCCAGGGGCCUGGAUGCAAUUUAGCAGUCCAAAUUCGUUACGAAGAACUGGAAAAUUACGAGGAGCUGAAAAAUUACGACGUGAUUUGCGAUUGUUCGUACGGGUUUUGUUGGAAUUGCUUGGAAGAGAGACAUCACCCUGUCGGCUGCAGAAUCGUACGCAAGUGGAUGAAACUGCAGACUUCCGAUACAGACAACAGUAAGUGGAUAGCGUCGUGCACCAAGAAAUGUCCGAAGUGUCGAAAGAAGAUCGAGAAAAACGAGGGAUGUGAUCACGUGACGUGUCCGAGCCCGUGUCGGUACGAGUUCUGCUGGUUGUGCCUGAGUCCCUGGAAAUUGUUCCACUUAUGCGACAAGUACAACAAGAGAAAAGAUAAGGAACGCCGAUUAGAGUCGACAAGGGAAAAAUUGAAGAGAUAUGCACAUCACUCCGAAAGAUGGGCCUGGAAUCAUAAAUCCAGGGAAACUGCCCUUGAUAAACUUCGUCUGGCAAAGAAGUAUAAAUUGCCGUUCGCGAUCGAAGCGCUAGAGCAGAUAGUUGAAUCCAGGCGAGUAUUGAAAUGGAGUUAUGCGUAUGGGUAUUACUUGGAUUCAACCGAAAAACAUAAGGUCAUAUAUUUUCGGUACUUGCAAGGGGAGGUAGAGGGUGCCCUGGAAAAGCUUCACCGUUAUGCGGAAAAAGAGAUAGUAAAAUACGCGAAAGUCAAUUUUCCUUUGGAUGAUUUCACGGAGUUUCCGGCGAGGCUUGUGGACGCGACCGAUGUCGCGAGGAGUUGCACUGAGAAGGUAGUUAGAGCAAUGGCGAACGAUGUUUCUGAAGCCGAGACACGAAGGUUUUCUUGGGUAGUGUUGAGGGACCUUUUUCCGAGAAACCGAUGUCGUAUUUUGUUUGUUCGUAAUAUGGUUUUGAUUCUUGGUGGCUAUUGCAUUGUUAGUAAUUUGAGGUUUUGGUUCAAGGAAAUUUGUGGAAUUAUCUGUUUGUUGAUGCUCAUGCUAUUUAUCGUUUCUUUCGGACGGAGGCUCGUACGGCGGUUACAAUAA